Cricetulus griseus (Chinese hamster) is the source of this 1080-nucleotide messenger RNA. The record is from RefSeq and is a predicted model, not a curated record. NCBI's taxonomy places the organism in Eukaryota, Metazoa, Chordata, Mammalia, Rodentia, Cricetidae.
AUGAUCGCGGCCCAGGCCAAGCUGGUCUACCACCUGAAUAAGUACUACAACGAGAAAUGCCAGGCCAGGAAAGCUGCCAUCGCCAAAACCAUCAGGGAAGUCUGCAAAGUGGUAUCUGACGUCCUGAAGGAGGUGGAGGUGCAGGAACCGCGCUUCAUCAGCUCCCUCAACGAGAUGGACAACCGCUAUGAGGGCCUGGAGGUCAUCUCUCCCACUGAGUUCGAGGUGGUACUCUAUCUGAACCAGAUGGGGGUGUUUAACUUCGUGGACGACGGCUCGCUGCCUGGCUGCGCGGUGCUGAAGCUGAGCGAUGGUCGCAAGAGGAGCAUGUCCCUCUGGGUAGAAUUCAUCACUGCCUCUGGCUACCUCUCCGCACGCAAAAUCCGCUCCAGGUUUCAGACGCUGGUGGCUCAGGCGGUGGACAAGUGUAGCUACAGGGAUGUAGUAAAGAUGGUGGCUGACACGAGCGAAGUGAAACUGAGAAUCCGCGAUAGGUAUGUGGUGCAGAUCACCCCGGCCUUUAAAUGCACCGGGAUCUGGCCGCGGAGUGCUGCCCACUGGCCGCUUCCCCACAUCCCCUGGCCUGGACCCAACCGGGUGGCAGAGGUCAAGGCCGAAGGGUUCAAUCUGUUGUCCAAGGAGUGCCACUCCCUGGCCGGCAAGCAGAGCUCGGCGGAGAGCGAUGCUUGGGUGUUGCAGUUUGCAGAGGCCGAGAACAGGCUGCAAAUGGGGGGUUGCAGGAAAAAAUGUCUUUCUAUCCUGAAAACCCUACGCGACCGCCACCUGGAGUUGCCAGGACAGCCCCUCAACAACUACCACAUGAAGACUCUGGUGUCCUACGAGUGUGAGAAACAUCCUCGGGAGUCGGACUGGGAUGAAUCCUGCUUGGGCGACCGGCUGAAUGGAAUUCUGCUGCAGCUCAUCUCAUGCCUGCAGUGCCAGAGGUGUCCCCACUACUUCUUACCAAACUUAGAUCUGUUUCAAGGCAAACCGCACUCAGCUCUGGAAAACGCUGCUAAACAAACGUGGCGACUGGCAAGAGAGAUCCUGACCAACCCCAAAAGUUUGGAAAAACUCUAG